Apodemus sylvaticus (European woodmouse) is the source of this 7705-nucleotide messenger RNA. RefSeq names its product pyruvate dehydrogenase phosphatase regulatory subunit (gene Pdpr). Gene Ontology annotation, cellular component: mitochondrial matrix; mitochondrion; cytoplasm. NCBI's taxonomy places the organism in Eukaryota, Metazoa, Chordata, Mammalia, Rodentia, Muridae. The record is from RefSeq and is a predicted model, not a curated record. Bases 200 to 2836 code for a protein of 878 amino acids. Gene Ontology annotation, molecular function: protein binding; oxidoreductase activity. The transcript is spliced from 18 exons.
CCCUUGCCGCCGGCCGUAAAGCGCGGAAGGUCGCGGGCCCCUGUGGUCCCGGAACUUUGCGCUCUGCGUCCCGCCCCCUCCCCAUGCCCUGUCCCCCUUUCCGGCCGGCGCAGACCCUCUCCGGCGGUUGUGCUGCCCUUCACUUCCGCCAGGCGUUGCCGAGCGCGCUGCCCGCAAGCGGCGGGCCCGUGAGGUGGUGAUGCUUUACCGGUUGCUGUCUAUUGUCCAAAGACAAAGAACUAGCCCAGGAUGGCAGACCUGGUCACCAGCAAGAAGCAGCACAUCAGCUGCCGAGGCACAUUCUAUUGCAUUGCCUGCCCAGGCCCAGGUGGUCAUCUGUGGAGGUGGAAUCAUGGGUACAUCUGUGGCCUAUCACCUCUCCAAAAUGGGGUGGCAAGAUAUUGUCCUUUUGGAGCAGGGCAGGCUGGCUGCUGGCUCAACAAGGUUCUGUGCUGGCAUCCUAAGCACUGCUAGGCAUUCAAGCAUUGAACAGAAGAUGGCUGACUAUUCAAACAAACUCUACUAUCAGUUAGAACAAGAAACAGGGAUCCAAACAGGUUACUUAAGGACAGGCUCAAUCUCUCUGGCCCAAACUCAGGACCGGUUGAUCUCUCUGAAGCGUAUCAACUCAAGGCUGAAUGUUGUAGGUAUCCCUUCUGAGAUCAUCUCCCCGAAGAAAGUGGCUGAACUUCACCCUCUCCUCAAUGUGCACGAUCUGGUUGGGGCCAUGCAUGUUCCUGAGGAUGCAGUAGUAUCCUCUGCUGAUGUGGCUCUUGCCCUGGCAAGUGCUGCCUCCCAGAAUGGUGUUCAGAUUUAUGACCGGACAAGUGUUCUUCAUGUACUGAUCAAAAAAGGUCAAGUUACUGGUGUGGAGACAGAUAAAGGACAGAUUGAAUGCCAGUAUUUUGUUAACUGUGCUGGCCAGUGGGCAUAUGAGCUGGGUCUAUCCAACGAGGAGCCGGUUAGUAUCCCGCUACAUGCCUGUGAACACUUCUACCUUCUGACUCGUCCCUGGGACACCCCUCUGCAGAGCAACACACCAACCAUUGUGGAUGCUGAUGGAAGAAUUUACAUUAGGAACUGGCAGGGUGGCAUCUUGUCUGGGGGCUUUGAGAAGAACCCCAAACCUAUUUUCACUGAAGGCAAAAACCAGUUGGAAAUUCAGAACCUUCGGGAAGAUUGGGAUCACUUUGAGCCCCUGUUGAGUUCCCUCCUGCGUAGGAUGCCAGGAUUGGAGACUCUGGAGAUUUUGAAGUUGGUGAAUUGCCCUGAGACCUUCACACCAGACAUGAAGUGCAUCAUGGGCGAGUCUCCUGUAGUACAGGGCUACUUUGUCCUGGCAGGGAUGAACUCUGCUGGCCUGUCGUUGGGUGGAGGAGCUGGAAAGUUCCUAGCUGAAUGGAUGGUAUAUGGCUAUCCCUCGGAAAAUGUCUGGGAGUUGGACUUGCAGCGCUUUGGAGCCCUCCAGAGCAGCCGCACCUUUCUGCGCCACCGGGUCAUGGAAGUUAUGCCUCUGAUAUAUGAUCUGAAGGUUCCCCGCUGGGAUUUCCAGACUGGAAGGCAGUUACGUACAUCUCCUCUCUAUGACCGGCUGGAUGCUCAAGGAGCCAGGUGGAUGGAGAAACAUGGGUUUGAGAGGCCAAAGUACUUUGUUCCACCUAACAAAGACCUUCUUGCCUUAGAACAGAGCAAGACUUUCUACAAGCCAGACUGGUUUGACAUUGUGGAGUCUGAAGUCAAAUGCUGUAAGGAGGCGGUGUGUGUCAUUGACAUGUCCUCCUUCACAAAAUUUGAAAUAACUUCCACUGGGGAUCAGGCAUUAGAAAGUCUGCAGUACCUUUUCUCCAAUGACCUAGAUGUGCCUGUAGGCCACAUUGUUCAUACUGGCAUGCUCAAUGAAUAUGGAGGAUAUGAAAAUGACUGCAGCAUCGCACGCCUCACUAAACGCAGUUUCUUCAUGAUCUCUCCAACUGAUCAGCAGGUCCACUGUUGGGCCUGGCUUAACAAAUACUUACCGAAAGACAGCAACUUGCUGCUGGAGGACGUCACCUGGAAAUACACAGCCCUCAAUCUGAUUGGUCCUCGAGCUGUGGAUGUGCUAUCCGAGUUGUCCUAUGCCCCUAUGACUCCAGAGCACUUUCCAACUCUCUUUUGCAAGGAGAUGAGUGUGGGCUAUGCAAACGGGAUCCGGGUGAUGAGUAUGACUCACACGGGAGAGCCGGGGUUCAUGCUAUACAUCCCCAUAGAGUAUGCUCUGCAUGUCUACAAUGAGGUGAUGAGUGUUGGACAGAAAUAUGGAAUCCGGAAUGCUGGGUAUUACGCCCUCAGAAGUCUCCGAAUUGAGAAGUUUUUUGCUUUCUGGGGUCAGGAUUUAAACACCCUCACCACACCCCUGGAAUGUGGAGGAGAGUCUCGAGUGAAGUUAGAGAAGGGCAUAGACUUCAUCGGCCGGGAUGCCCUUCUGCAGCAAAAGCAGAACGGGGUUUAUAAGCGCCUUGUUAUGUUCAUUCUGGAUGACCAUGACACAGACCUGGACUUGUGGCCUUGGUGGGGAGAACCCAUUUACCGGAAUGGAAAGUAUGCUGGCAAGACCACCAGUAGUGCCUAUAGCUAUACUCUUGAGCGCCAUGUAUGCCUGGGUUAUGUACACAAUUUUUCUGAGGACAGUGGGGAAGAACAGGUGGUAACAACGGAUUUCAUCAACCGAGGAGAAUAUGAAAUUGACAUUGCAGGACAUCGGUUUCAGGCCAAGGCCAAGCUCUACCCCGUCACCUCUUUUUUCUCUCACAAGCGUAGAAAGGAUGAUGAGGAGCUGAGUGACUUUCAUGGGAAGUAAUGCAAGACGUUCUCCCUUCCUCCCGGUCUCCUCACUGAAGGUACCUUUGUCCUCUCCUAGGUUCAAUUUGACCUAAACUUUUUCCUUGAAAACCUUUCUUGUCUUCCCAUUUUGUCUCAUUCUCUCCUAAUAAUCCAGGCUCUUCUCAUCCCUCCAGCAGGUCACAUUCCCACAGUGGCAGGCAGAACCCACUUGUGGAGUUUUAUUAGGGCGACAGACUGAUUUUUAAAUUCAUUGUAAGGCAAUUUAGGGUAAAAAUCCAUUUCCCUUUGGCUUAGAUUCUUACAGAGUAGCCUGUUAAUUCUGGGAGAUUAUUUUGUGUCUGAUGCAGCCCUGGGAAUGACUUGUGUCUUAACCAGGCAGAUGAUUUUGUUCCACUGUGCUGAGGUUGCCACCUGACACCUCUUAACCAUCUACCUCACCAAUGAGUGGGAUUGUGUGGACACUGCUCUGUAGAAGGGAGAAAUAGUUACCUGGUACCCUGUGUCCCCCAACUUUGUCCUUAGAUGUUUGUGCCAGGACAUCCUGCCUGCAAUUUUCCUUAUUGUCUGCUAUCUCAUAUCAUGUUUUUUAGCUGAGUAAACAGGUAUGCCAGUAGUUGAAAGGAAAAACAAACCAUUCUGCCUUUGGUGUUGCUUUUCCCAGCAGGAGUAAUAUAAACUCAGAUGCUGAGUUCCUACUAUUAGAGGAAGAGUGCUGCUUUUCUUUCAGCUAAUCAUAGGUCAGUGAGCCAUCCCUUGAUUUCUUCAGAUGAAUUCUAGUCUCAUCUGUGCCUUGUAUAGCCUGCCUACAACCUCAACAUCCAUCGUUAGCCUUUUAGAAGAAGAGGGGAUUAGGUGGGUUGUCUUGGGUGAUUAGUAAACCAUGCUUUCAUACUGCGUUCCAGAGACCUACCAGAGCCCCAGCUUUACCUCCCUAGCAUGAACAAAGCCACACAGAUGACCACAGAGAACUUUAAGUAUAGUGCAGGCCAGAGACUGCUUUCCAUCGUUUCUUUCCAGGCUUCCCACCCUAACCCCCCCACCCCCCAACACCUCCAGCCAUCUUGAUAGAAUCUUUGGAGUGGAAAGUGGAGAGCCCACCAAAUGAACCACACAUUUCAGUGGUUCUGCUGUUUUCUUUUUGUGAGAUGGUUUCACACUGGAGCUCAGGCUAGCCUCAAAUUUGCAGUUAUUCUCUUGCUUUAGUCUCUUGAGCACUAGGAUUUCAGGUGUGGUGUCAGUGUUUUCUGAAGCUGAAACUUGGAUGCCAUGGGCUGUUCUAUAUAACAUCAACACUGUUUUUUGUUGCUCUCAUAUACAAAUUGCCCCAGUCUUUAAUUCUUUUAAAGAUUUAAAGAGAUCCUUUAUUUCUCUCAGCACUCGGGAUGCAGAGGCAGGUGGAUCUCUGUGAGUUCAAGGCCAGCCUGGUCUACAGAGUGAAUUCCAGAGAGCCAGGGCUACAGAGAGAAACGCUGUUUUGAAAAUCCAGAAAGCAGAGAGAGGGGAGUAGGGAGAGAGAGCUAGCUCACACAUGUGACAGCCUUUAAUUCAACUGUAGUUCUCAGUAACCUGGAAGCAUUGGUUCUGCUAAACUGAUAUUAAUAGAAAUUCUUUAACUUAUUUAGAGCAGCUCAAAAUUCUUGUCUACUUUGACAUUUCUGUAGAACUUUAUCCACUCAGACUUGCUUUUUUUUUUACACAUCUCUAGCUAUUUUCUCCAUCUAGGCCACUCCUCUUUGGCUUCUGAAAUUUUAAUUUCAUUUGAAUUGAUUAAAGGGACACACAAUUAGAAUUUAUGUCCUUUUAAUCAAUUCAAAUGAAAUUAAUUUGAGGGGAAUUAGUAUUUUGGGAAAAAUACCUAUUUUUUCUUUUUGGCAAAAGACAGACAGGAGAAAUACUCCACUAGAGCGGUGAGCAUGGUAGCAGUAGCAGUAACUGCUGAGGAACAGGCUCUUAGCUGACCGUGGAGGUGGGAGUAGCCAUGCCCAGCUCCAGGUAUGUGUGCUCCCAGGCAUGGCUGCCGGUUGUGACAUUCUACAGUCUGUGUAAAUGAAAGCUCAUUUGGAAUUAAAUACAAAAUACAUUUUUGACCUAUACACCAAUAGUAAAAAAUGUAACAAGCGGCAGGUUUGCUCUUUAAGAUGGAAGUGUUACCCACUUAAGUUUCAAAUCAGAAAAACAUCCAAAACUUCUAACUUUGGGUAUACCACCCAAAUAUUAUUCAGAAACAAAUGAAAAGAGUAUUUUCAGCAUCGUUUUUGAUUCUUUUCUGCACUUACUAAUCUCUAGUUAAUUAUUAAGUUGGAAGGAAACAGUAGCUUUCUAGUACAUUUUCAGCUAUAAGUUUGGCUGUUGCUGAUAUCAGCAGAGCUUACAGACCAUACUUGCUUCAGUUUUUUUUCUAUGCUUGAUGUCGUAAGUACCUUAGAUCAUCAAGGGAGCUGUUUACCUAGAAUAUCUGAUCACCAGUGUUGGUAGAAUGUACUGGGUUUCUCAGGAGUAGAUGCAACUUGUUAGCAGAAAUGGAAGGUCUAGGAGCAGUGGUUCUCAACUUGUAGGUUGUAACCCCUUUGGGGUCAAAUGACCUGACUCUUUCACAAGUCUCUUAAACCAUUGGAAAGCAUAGAUACUUACAUUAUGAUUCACUGUAGUAGCAAGAUUAGUUAUGGAGUAGUAAUGAAAAUAAUCUUGUGGUUGGGGGUCACUGCAAAUGUGAGGAACUAUAUUAAAGGGUUGAGGAAGGUUGAGAACCACUGCUCUAGAGGCAUGACUAAAAAUCUAGGAGGACUAAGGAGGAACAAUCACUGUACAUCCUCAGUUGUGUGACACUUCCAGUUUGUGGACAGUGAGGCUACCUUGGCUUGCCUUGUAUGACAAUACACACUGGGGAGACAGUCAGCUUCAAGGGAUUAUAAACACUCCAUUUUAUCUGAUAGGGUCUCUCGGAUAAUCUGUUACUACAUCUCCUUCCUAGAGGCAAGGGGGUUCAGUGUUCUCUUCUUUGAUUAUAGAAGCAACAAACAAGGUAACAAAGUAUAUAGAAAACCUAGAGUUGGAAGUUAUUUUGUGAUACUUCUUGAAAUAUUAUGAAGGCUUGCUUUUCUCUUGGCUGUUCACAUGUCAUAUGUAAAGCCUACUUCUCAACACUGCCCAGUCAUUUGAAAUGUGCUCAAGCUUGUAACAGAGUUCCCUUCCAUGACAUAGGUACUGAACUUGCAAAAAGGGACAAGGAAGAAUGGCUUGAACAGUCUUAAUUGUGAGAAUAUCUCACUGCAUUUCUAGUUCUUCUGUGGGUUCUUGUAGAUCUUAUUAGUCCUGGACACAGGAUCAUUUAGCACAGUUCUAAACCCUAGCUUCAGUCUGGUCUCCAAGAGCCUAUUUAUACAGCAGUGGACUAUAGCCACUGAAGCUUGGCACAUGUUGGAAAGUACGUUAGCUCUGGCCUCUCUCCUCUAAUGUAACUAAACAUGAAAAAUAAAUUUGUAGAUUUCAGUAUUAACUACUCUAUUUUUGGAUGUGAGUAACAGCUUUGAUUUUCAGGUUAACUGUCCUCUACAUUAUGAACACAUUUGCUAGCAUGGGAAAAGUUCAUCAGCCUUGGAGAGAAUUGUCUGUUUUACAGUAUUGGUACUAGCCCUGAAGACUGACUUGGGUGAAAAAUUCCAUCAUCCUGUUUGCAGGGUGAACUACAAAUUUAAUCUUUGCGUCUCUUGGCUAACUUAUUGGCCAAGGUAACAGAUUUAUAAUAUUUAGGACAGUGAAUUCACUUCUCAUUUUCUCAUUUUCUGUCACUUUCUCAUUUUCUGCAUCCCAACACCCUCACCUCACAAAUGUUGAUAAGCAGCAUAGUAUCGAUACAAGUAUACUUUUCUCAUGCUGGAGAAUGUUCAUCUUCUCCUUGGAUCUGUAGGCCCACAGAUUUAGAAGUAGAAGCAGGUGAGGAGUGAUGUCUGAGCUCUGCUAUCGCUGAGCUGGGGGUGGUUUGGCAGCACCUCCUGGCUUCUGCCACUUUCUUUUAGUCUUCAAGGUGCUGAUCUGUAAGCCCCAUUUUCAUGUCAAUAUGGGGCUUUCUCUCGCAGUCCCUCAGCAGUACCAGCACCAGAUACUGUUCACAGGAUCGAGUGUUCCCACCUUUGCCGUCUCAGUCUGUUACAGUUCAGCAUUUCCCUGUAUAAGACUGCUUGACCUCUAAGCAGUUGUCCAUAUCUGGAUAAUUAUACACAAUUUCUUCAUAUUUUGAGUAACCUGUUUUUAACCUUGGCAAACAUCUACCUCCUUGUCUUUUUGUCUGUGAACGACAGAUUAUAAGAGGAGGGGGAAUUAUUUUUAUCAUGUUUCAAAAGGUCUAUGCCAAGAUUUCCUUUGCACACCAAGAACUGAAGCUUGGAGCACUUCUCAGGCCAGUUCUAGUGCCUUACACUCCAGGAUGUCCAGCAUCGGACUGAGGUAGGACGAAAGCAGAACGUUCAGUCUGUAGGUUCCCAUCCCCCACAUCAGCUCCCCUUGCUCAGAAUAACCUAGGUGUGGGGUAAAAAGUUCUGCAGCUCAUUUCACUGAAAUCUUAUCUAGCUCAUACUUAACUCUCUGGUCAAUGCUUAAGAUACAUAUAAGACUCCAGUGUAACUGCUAUAAAGGUCUUUAAAUUUGCAUUUAGCAUGUGGUUCUGCUCAGCUCCCUUCUGUUCCUGUGUAGUAUCAGCAUGUGAUCCUGAGGACAUUCUAGAUAUCGGAGUAAAUAAAAACUUUUCUUAAGGGCAACUCAGCCGACUUUGGACACAUGGGGUAAUUGUCUAUUUUAUGACCAGAAUUAUUUCUAGAUGGCUGGAUUUCAAUUGAGAUUUUCUUUUCAUGUAUUAGGUGUAUAAAUGAAUAAAAAGAUGUUUUCAUAA